AAAAGAAAAGAAAAGAAAAGAAAAGAAAAGAAAAGAAAAGAAAAGAAAAGAAAAGAAAAGAAAAGAAAAGAAAAGAAAAGAAAAGAAAAGAAAAGAAAAGAAAAGAAAAGAAAAGAAAAGAAAAGAAAAGAAAAGAAAAGAAAAACAAAGCAAAAAGAUUUAACAACCCUCCUCCUUGGACCGAAGGCAACGGGACAGCAGCUUCCACACCGGUCCCAGCUCGGCCCUCCCCGGGUGGCUCUUCCUGCUGGUGCCUGGGGACGCCCCCCUUCCCUCCUCCUCCUCCUCCCCCUCAUCUCCUCCUUCUCCUCCUCCCCCUCAUCUCCUCCUCCUCUGCCUCUCCUCCUCCUCCUCCUCCUCCUCCCCUCGCCCCGCUGAUUGGUCCAGCCCGGCUAUAUUUUGCCCUUUCCAGCCCAGCAUCAUCCCAAAAGUUUUUUUUGGGGGGAAAAGGGGGAAAAAUAAAAAAAAAAAGAUAGGAAAAAAAAAAAAAAAGAAAAGAAACCAAAACAAACGCAGGCGAGCCCGAGUCCCCCGAAGGCAGGCGAGGGAGGCGAACUGCGGGCGGCUGCUCGGCGGUGCUGGACCCGGUGGGACGCGGCAGGAAUCCCGAUUCUCUCUCCGGCACCCGGUCGGGUCUGACACAAAGUGCUGUCCAGCUGGAAUGAAUAUAUCUGAGUCUAACUACUGCCGAGAGGAGAUAUCGCAACCCCGGGGCGACUGUUCAUGGGUCACCGCCGCCGUGCCGGCCGCUGAGCCCGGGCUCGCCUUCCCGCGCCCCCCGGGAGCCGCCUCCCCCGCCAGCCGCACGCCCAGCCCCGAGCCCGGCUUCGCCUUCGGCCCCGGCCCCGGCGGCGCGGCCCCCGGCGCGGCCCCCAGCCGCACGCCCAGCCCCGAGCCGGGCUAUGGAUACAGCCCCCCGGCCGGCCGCCCCGAGGGCAAGGCCGCCGAGGAUUCCCGCAUCCGCCGGCCCAUGAACGCCUUCAUGGUCUGGGCGAAGGAUGAGCGCAAGCGGCUGGCGCAGCAGAACCCCGACCUGCACAACGCCGUGCUGAGCAAGAUGCUGGGCCAGUCGUGGAAAGCGCUGAGCGCCAGCGACAAGCGUCCCUUCGUGGAAGAGGCAGAACGACUGCGAAUCCAGCAUCUCCAGGAUCACCCCAACUACAAAUACCGCCCAAGGAGAAAGAAGCAAGCCAAGAAAAUCAAGAGGAUGGAACCCAAUAUCCUCCUGCAUAACCUUUCCCAGCCUUGCAGUGACAACUUCAGCAUGAGUCACCAUGGCGGCAGCCAGCCGGGCCACCCCCAACCUCCCCCACUUAACCACUUCAGAGAACUCCACUCCAUGGGGUCGGAUAUUGAAAACUAUGGCUUGCCAACUCCUGAGAUGUCUCCCUUGGAUGUCUUGGAACAGACCGAGCCGGCGUUUUUCCCUCCGCACAUGCAGGAUGACUGCAACAUGAUGCCCUUUCGCGGCUACCACCACCAUCACCAGAUGGAGUUUCCCCAGGAGAAGUGCAUGGGGCGGGACGUGGCCGUGCCCUACACGCAGACCCCCUCACACUUGGCCGACGCCAUGAGGACUCCCCAUCCCUCCAGCCUUUACUACAACCAGAUGUGCUCGGGAACUCAGAACGGGCUUUCCGCCCACCUGGGCCAGCUGUCGCCCCCGCCUGAAGCCCACCACAUGGAGAGCGUGGAUCACUUGAACCAAACCGAGCUCUGGACAGACGUUGACCGCAACGAGUUUGACCAGUAUUUGAACAUGAGCAGGACUCGUCCCGAAGCCUCGGGCCUCCCUUACCAUGUCUCCCUGUCCAAAGUGACUCCUAGAAGCAUCUCCUGCGAGGAGAGCAGUUUGAUAUCAGCCCUGUCCGAUGCCAGCAGUGCUGUUUACUAUAGCCCCUGCAUCACCGGUUAGGUUGACCCCACAUCCAAUGCGCGCACCAGGAGAGCCCCGACUCUCCUCUAAAAACAAAAAGCCAUCCUCCUUUAACCACGAGCUCCAUCAUAUUUAGAGUAUCUCAUUAAAUGCAUCGCUUUCUUGUUUGUUCUUUUUUAUUUUGAUUUUUUUUAAUUUUUUUAUUUUA
Messenger RNA from Prinia subflava (tawny-flanked prinia), 2084 nucleotides. It is a transcript of the gene SOX18, whose product is annotated as SRY-box transcription factor 18. The record is from RefSeq and is a predicted model, not a curated record. Lineage: Eukaryota; Metazoa; Chordata; Aves; Passeriformes; Cisticolidae. The transcript has 2 exons. The coding region runs from base 662 to 1915 and encodes 417 amino acids. Gene Ontology annotation, molecular function: RNA polymerase II cis-regulatory region sequence-specific DNA binding; DNA-binding transcription factor activity, RNA polymerase II-specific. Gene Ontology annotation, biological process: vasculogenesis; angiogenesis; positive regulation of transcription by RNA polymerase II.